AUGGGGCCACAAACAUUACAGAUGAGGAAGCCGACUACACAUCACAGAAAUGAGGAAGCCGACUACACAUCACAGAAGUCUGAAAGAUCAAAAGAUGUCACACUAACGCUUGGAGCAACAAACAUUACAGAUGAGGAAACCGACUACACAUCACAGAAGUCUGAAAGAUCAAAAGAUGUCACACUAACACAUGGGGCCACAAACAUUACAGAUGAGGAAGCCGACUACACAUCACAGAAGUCUGAAAGACCAAAAGAUGUCACACUAACACAUGCGGCCACAAACAUUACAGAUGAGGAAGCCGACUACACAUCACAGAAGUCUGAUAGACCAAAAGAUGUCACACUAACGCAUGCGGCCACAAACAUUACAGAUGAGGAAGCCGACUACACAUCACAGAAGUCUGUAAGACCAAAAGAUGUCACACUAACACAUGGGGCCACAAACAUUACAGAUGAGGAAACCGACUACACAUCACAGAAGUCUGAAAUAUCAAAAGAUGUCACACUAACACAUGGGGCCACAAACAUUGCAGAUGAGGAAACCGACUACACAUCACAGAAGUCCGGAAGACCAAAAGAUGUCACACUAACGCAUGGGGCCACAAACAUUACAGAUGAGGAAGCCGACUACAUAUCACAGAAGUCUGAUAGACCAAAAGAUGUCACACUAACGCUUGGAGAAACAAACAUUACAGAUGAGGAAACCGACUACACAUCACAGAAGUCUGAAAGAUCAAAAGAUGUCACACUAACACAUGGGGCCACAAACAUUACAGAUGAGGAUACCGACUACACAUCACAGAAGUCUGAAAGACCAAAAGAUGUCACACUAACACAUGCGGCCACAAACAUUACAGAUGAGGAAGCCGACUACACAUCACAGAAGUCUGAUAGACCAAACGAUGUCACACUAACGCAUGGGGCCACAAACAUUACAGAUGAGGAAACCGACUACACAUCACAGAAGUCUGAAAGGCCAAAAGAUGUCACACUAACACAUGCGGCCACAAACAUUACAGAUGAGGAAGCCGACUACACAUCACAGAAGUCUGAAAUACCAAAAGAUGUCACACUAACACAUGGGGCCACAAACAUUACAGAUGAGGAAACCGACUACACAUCACAGAAGUCUGAAAGACCAAAAGAUGUCACACUAACACAUGCGGCCACAAACAUUACAGAUGAGGAAACCGACUACACAUCACAGAAGUCUGAAAGACCAAAAGAUGUCACACUAACACAUGCGGCCACAAACAUUACAGAUGAGGAAACCGACUACACAUCACAGAAGUCUGAAAUAUCAAAAGAUGUCACACUAACACAUGCGGCCACAAACAUUACAGAUGAGGAAACCGACUACACAUCACAGAAGUCUGAAAGACCAAAAGAUGUCACACUAACACAUGCAGCCACAAACAUUACAGAUGAGGAAGCCGACUACACAUCACAGAAGUCUGAUAGACCAAAAGAUGUCACACUAACGCUUGGAGCAACAAACAUUACAGAUGAGGAAACCGACUACACAUCACAGAAGUCUGAUAGACCAAAAGAUGUCACACUAACGCUUGGAGCAACAAACAUUACAGAUGAGGAAACCGACUACACAUCACAGAAGGCUGAAAGACCAAAAGAUGUCACACUAACGCAUGGGGCCACAAACAUUACAGAUGAGGAAACCGACUACACAUCACAGAAGUCUGAAAGACCAAAAGAUGUCACACUAACACAUGGGGCCACAAACAUUACAGAUGAGGAAGCCGACUACACAUCACAGAAGUCUGAAAGACCAAAAGAUGUCACACUAACGCAUGCGGCCACAAACAUUACAGAUGAGGAAGCCGACUACACAUCACAGAAGUCUGAUAGACCAAAAGAUGUCACACUAACGCUUGGAGCAACAAACAUUACAGAUGAGGAAACCGAAUACACAUCACAGAAGUCUGAAAGAUCAAAAGAUGUCACACUAACACAUGGGGCCACAAACAUUACAGAUGAGGAAACCGACUACACAUCACAGAAGUCUGAAAGACCAAAAGUUGUCACACUAACACAUGGGGCCACAAACAUUACAGAUGAGGAAACCGACUACACAUCACAGAUGUCUGAAAGACCAAAAGAUGUCACACUAACGCAUGGGGCCACAAACAUUACAGAUGAGGAAACCGACUACACAUCACAGAAGUCUGAAAGAUCAAAAGAUGUCACACUAACGCAUGGGGCCACAAACAUUACAGAUGAGGAAACCGACUACACAUCACAGAAGUCUGAAAGACCAAAAGAUGUCACACUAACGCAUGGGGCCACAAACAUUACAGAUGAGGAAACCGACUACACAUCACAGAAGUCUGAAAGAUCAAAAGAUGUCACACUAACGCAUGCGGCCACAAACAUUACAGAUGAGGAAACCGACUACACAUCACAGAAGUCUGAAAGACCAAAAGAUGUCACACUAGCAUGUGGGGCCACAAACAUUACAGAUGAGGAUACCGACUACACAUCACAGAAGUCUGAAAUACCAAAAGAUGUCACACUAACGCAUGGGGCCACAAACAUUACAGAUGAGGAAACCGACUACACAUCACAGAAGUCUGAAAGACCAAAAGAUGUCACACUAGCAUGUGGGGCCACAAACAUAACAGAUGAGGAAACCGACUACACAUCACAGAAGUCUGAAAGACCAAAAGAUGUCACACUAACGCAUGGGGCCACAAACAUUACAGAUGAGGAAACCGACUACACAUCACAGAAGUCUGAAAGACCAAAAGAUGUCACACUAACACAUGGGGCCACAAACAUUACAGAUGAGGAAACCGACUACACAUCACAGAAGUCUGAAAGACCAAAAGAUGUCACACUAACGCAUGGGGCCACAAACAUUACAGAUGAGGAAACCGACUACACACCACAGAAGUCUGAAAGACCAAAACACCAUCCGCGCUACCAAACGCCCGAAGAGCUGCAAGACUUAGACAGUAAUUUACAGUUGACCGGCAAAAUGUUGAAAAAGGAUGUGAGGCACGACCGAAAGGCAACAAGGAAUAUGAAAUCGACGCUAUGA
Schistocerca gregaria is the source of this 3060-nucleotide messenger RNA. RefSeq lists its product as uncharacterized. Lineage: Eukaryota; Metazoa; Arthropoda; Insecta; Orthoptera; Acrididae. The transcript is spliced from 2 exons. The record is from RefSeq and is a predicted model, not a curated record. The coding region runs from base 1 to 3060 and encodes 1019 amino acids.